UCGUCGUGUGUGGAGCAGCUUGGCUGAAGUUUGUGCAAUUUGUUUGCCCAAUUUGAUGUAUUCGUGGCGUUAAAACGUGUGCAAAAGUUAGUGCGAACGUUGUGGCCCACUUUGGGGUAAUUUCCGCGUACGAAAAGUGUACUUUGGAAGGUGAGAACGGUGUUUGAAAAAUGAAACCUACCUUCAGUGCUGUGGAAGUGAAUUUAUGAAAAGUAAUGCAAAAAGCUAGUAUGAAAAUUGAAGCAUUUCCAAAACGUUCGAAAAAGAACAAGUGUUAUUGAAAAUUGUAGGCAAAGCUUGUGUUGAAAUAGUGUAAAACCAAAAUCGUAAUUGACUGGAAGAAACACGAGAUGCGUUCACAACAGGUGAAGAAGAAUGGUCGAUUCGUGUCCGCUGGCUGUCGCUGAGAAUGUCCGUCUUCAUUGUGGCACCAACGGCAACUACAGCAGCGGCAAUACCAGUAGCGACGAAGACCAUCAUCGGAAGCAGCUGGAAGUGAUAAAAAUGAACAGUGCAAAUGUGUUGGAGGCUGAAACAUCGUCACCCGUCGAAAUUGUAGAGGAAAUCUAUCUCAACGAUCAGCAGCACCACGGUAAUCUAAUUAUCUUGUCGGAAACGGAAGAGGACGAUCAGGAGAAUGGUGAUGGACCGGAUGAGGAUGAAUCUGGUGUGAUUGUAAUGGGAGGUUCGUCCGAGUGUGAUCGGGGAGAUAUCCUUACUAAUUGUCAAAGAAAAGAUCAUUCGCAGCAGAAGGAUUCGCAGAGCGAAGCAGCAGAGCAACCAGUCGAUAAAGAACUUAAUGACGAUCUUGAGAUAAUAGAACUUUCGUCAACCCCUCCCUUAGAAACCGAACCUAAGCAGGAAGACGAUUCGGAAAACGUAGAAAACGAGGCUGAAACACAAUUUGUAAAUAAUAACGAUAGUUCAGCAAUUAAGCACAAACAUACAGACGAUUUGGAAAAGAAAACUGCCAACAACGUUGUUCUGACGAAUUGUAUAGUACGGACGACGUCACAGGAAUCUCUAAAGGAAGAAGGUCAGAAUUCUUCCAAGCGAGAAGAGAUGGGUGUUUCGGAGGAGAAUCGAAAAGUCGAACCGCUGAAAAUAAAUCUGAACCGGGAACCAAUCCGAACAAUAAUAAAACUUCCGCAAAGUUUGGGAUCUGCAUCCGAGCUGCAACCUUGUUCGCCCAAGAUCACAAUAAAACCUCUCAAACCACCACCAGCGUCACAAGAUCCCGAUGCACCAGCUGUCAACAGCAUUCCGAAGUUAACCAUCAAACCUAUCGUGAAUCCUGAAGAAUGCAGCACAAAUACUUCUGCAUCAUCUUCCGACCAAAUGCAAAUCAUUCCCAAAUUGCACAUCAAAAAUCCUCCCUCGGACAGUUCCGGUGCAGACGGAGCUGAGCCACACAUUGUGCCUAAGCUUACGAUUCGCGGCGUCAAUCAUAGCAAUCUGUCUGCUGGAACUUCCGGAACCAGCAGUAGUGAGACGGCGUCCGGUUCGACAACGCAGAAUUCCUCCAGCAGCUCAUCGCCUCCGAUGGUUCCUAAACUAACAAUAAAGAAGGAUAAUCAUCAUCACCACAGCAGUCAUCAUCAUCAUCACCAUCAUCAUUCGCACCACAAUAACCGGGUGGUGACCAAGGAAGACGAGUCAACAUCAUCGACAACUCCUCCAACGAUACCGAAGUUACACAUCAAAGCAAUACCGGAACCGCCAGCAUCAUCAGCAUCGAGCUCUAGCGGAACUAGCGGCUCCAGUUCUGGCCCUGUGCUUACCAGUUCCGAAGGUGUCAAGCUUACGAUCAAACCAAUUCCAGAACCUCCAUUGCCAAAACUAACCAUCAAAACAAGUUCCCUGGACAGUAGCGAUGCCGCCGUAGUGUCAUCCACUAGCAGCAGCUUCUCCCCAAAACUUGUAUCACCUCCGCCAGCGUCUCCAAGCGAUCAACAUUCGAGCAUUACGUCCACCAUUCCUAAGCUUACUAUCAAACCUAUUCCCAAACCGCCACCGGUUGUGCCCCGAGAUCCGUCUGAAGUACCAAUUCCUAAGCUGACUAUCAAACCGAUGCCACCGAAGCCGGCUGCAGCCUCCGAAGAUAGCUGCUCAAGUGAAACCAGUAUUAACUCGCUAGAAUCCUCACCAAUCUCGUCGUCUUCAUCGUCGGCUCCAAGUUCGGUCAUCAACUCGCCGUCGGUGGUUCCCAAAUUGACUAUCAAGGUACCAAAAGAAGGGGAUUCCGUGGUAACUUCCCUACCACAACUUACCUCUACCUUUAACAGCUUCACCGCAACAUCAACCGCAUCUACCAUACCGCCGAUUCCUGUCGUAACCAAGUUGAAUAUCAAACCUAUUCCUCCGCUAUCGCAUAAAUCAGCACCAUCGCCGUUGACUUCGGCGACCUCACCUCCCAAGCAAGAGCAGCAACCACCGAAGAAGGAACCGCAGAUUACGGUUAACAUUGCUUUGGAAGAGCCGGAACCAAUCAUCAUUUCGAAAAUCACCAGCAAAACCGUUCCCGGUAUGAAAUGUCACGAUGUCGAAACGCAUGACGCUGCAUUAAAAUCGCUGAAAGCGGAAUCUUCGCCGUCGACGACGGCAACAUCGAAAGUCGACCCGUCCAACAGUUCAGAAGGGCCCGUACCGAAGCAACCAUUGGAGGUAACAACGAAUUCCAAAUGUUUGGAUUCCGGCUCAGAAUCGCCACGGAUUAUUCUCAAAAUCAACAAAGGAAGCUUGUGCGCGAAAACGAUUGCCGAUCCGGUCAGCAAAUCGGCGGAAGAAAAUGUAUCCAACGAGUUGAAAAGACCGGCUCCGGAGUCCGCUAAGAAGGAAACCUCCGACGCGUCGGAGAGUAAGAAAAUUAAAAUGACAUUUAAUCACCAGUCUAGCGCGUAUGGUGCAUUAUCAAAACUUUCGAACUACCUAGAAAACGACGUGAUAGUGAUAGAUGACGACAGUAAAUCGGACUCUGUGGAAGAUACGGUAGAACGCAACGAGGUGGAAUGCCCCGUACCCAGGCCACCGCCGCUAACUCAAAUAGCAAGAAUGAACUCUAUCCAUCCGGAAGCACCGAAAAGCACGCCGCCGGUGCAGCAGCCGGUUUUCGAAACCGGAAACAAGCUGAAGGAAAUGCUGACCAAAGCUAAACGUCAGCGAAUGCCGGCCAUCGCAUCACCCCUGCUAGAUUCCGAAUCUCGUCCGAGGCGGGCAGCCGCUCUGCAAGCAAUUCCAGCGUCCGUACUGCUGCGGAGACAUCCGACCGUUGUGCCACCUCCACAGCCACCGACGGUGGUAGAGCCACCGUCAGCGAUUGCAGCAUCGAACAUCACCAGUGUGUUACUGCUAGAAAACGACGGUGGUUCAAGCUCAGACUGCAUGAUCAUUGACGAUCCGCUAACACUGGCUGAAAAGAAUGGCACUUCCAGCAACAGCAAUAGCAGCGGUUUCAGUACUCCUUCCACCAUCACCACCGCAACAAUCACUUCUGCUCCGUUGAAUGCUGUUCCUUCGCUGAUCACAACUCCAGUCGGGCUACCAAUUAUCCUUCCUCCGAAAGUCCGCAUGAGCACCCGUAGCGGUGCCGGGACACAACCAGUCGCUGCUAAGGAAAUGCCCAUGCAAAAAGCUCCGGACAAAGACUCCGGUUUGGAUGAGGGCAAACCGGAAACGGAGGAUUUACCUACGCCUGCAAAGCGACCACGCGGACGACCAAAGAAAUCGACCCUUAUCCGAAAGGUGUUGGAAGAAGUGCCGCCUCAACCCGUACCCGAUCCAGCAGUGGAAGCUAACGGCAGUACGAGUUCCUCCGAACUACCACCAAUGAUACCUGAUUUGUCGCUUUCGAACGAAAUUCGUGUUUCACCCCGAAUAGUGCUGAAACCUCUAACCCCAUCUCGGUUGGAGGGCAAAACGUCUCUCUCACCGGCAGAGAUUCCCAACCUAGCAGCAGCAGCCCAUCCGGUAGCACCCAUAAUACCCGCUACCGGGGAUGCAUCCAGCUCAGCACGUGAUCCGCUCACCGUAGCGGAGGUGAAACCCCUGGUGUGCGACGCUACGGAACCCGUAACUCCAAGACCCCGAGGUAGAGGCCGUGGUCGUGGUCGCGGCCGUGGACGAAUCUCCGCAUCUGCCAGAGGUGCAAAAUCAGCACCACCAGCACCCGUAAUCAAUGAAGACGGUGUUGUUCUGCCGCCAUCGACGGACUCCCUCAUGGCAACACCCGUUCGGGGUCGGGGUCGGGGCCGUGGACGGGGUCGCGGCUUGGGACGCGGUCGUGGUCAAGGGCCUGGUCGCGGCCGAGGACGCGGUGGUGGUCGUGGUCGAGGACGUGGUAAUUGGCGUUCGAAGUCUGCCAGCCCGCAGAAAGCUCCUCGCAGUCCGGUGAAAAAUGCCACACCAGAUUUCAACGCCUUUAUGACACCGGACGGAACGGACAUCCACCGGCGGAAGCUGCAGUUCCAGGCGGUCUUCCCGGCGGCAGUUACCACCGGCAACAGUACGAACGCGGGGCCACAACUUUUCGAGGAGGACACCCGAAUGAGCGGCGAUUUCAACUUCACCACUCCGACGCGACUGGUCAGUUCCGGCGGUGGACCGAACGAGGAAUCGCAAAGUUCCUUCCUGAGCAGUGCAAGCGUAACCCUGGACAACACCAGCGCUACUAUGCAGACAAUCAUCUCAUCAGCAACGAGCAGCGUGCGGAAGCCGAAAGCGAAAAUGGAAGUCGGAGAUAUCAAUGGUCAAACGGAGUUUUCGGUGGAAAUGAUCGCAGAAUACGAGUGGCCUCGACCAACGGCGGUUAACCCCCGCUGUCACGGUGAUGCGUUUAUGAUUCAAGAGCAGAUCGCCGAGUACCUAGGGGUGAAGAGUUUUAAGCGGAAAUAUCCGGACUUGAUGCGAAGGCCCGUCGACAUGGAGGAGCGUAACUACAUCAUGGAGCAAGGAAUGGUUUCGGAAAAAAUGUGUGAUUUAGGACUGACUGCCGUGUACGCUUCGGAAAUUCUGGACAUCAUGAGCAAUGAUUAUCCGGAUAAGUACGAGGAGUACAAACGAUAUCAGCGGGAAAAACUGUAUCGCGAUCGACAGAAGUACUUGCGAACGGCAGCGGCAGCCAUUGCAGCCGAAGGCGUUGAUCGAAGCCAAAUUCAGAAAGAAAGGGCGAUUCGAUCGGCUGCCAGUUGGAAUACCAUGAUGAAUAAAGAACGAAAAGAUAUGCGGCAAUCGAGCAUGGACCUUCAGACGUACACUGUGCAGGUGCCUCGGGGACAGCAAAACUUACAACUGGAUAGGCCUGUUGAGCAAGCUUGUCACUAUCCCGUUGCACUUGUACCCGGACAAUUUUCAGAAUACUACAAAACUUACACGCCGGAAGAAUUAGCGUGUUAUCCAAUCAACACAGCACUUUUGGAACCGUCCCAUUUGCAGGAAAUUCUGCAAUCGGAUCGAUACAAGCAAUUGCUGGCGGAGAUGACUGCGGAAAGUGAUAGUUGCAGUAGCAGCAGUAGCAGUAGCGAUGAUUCUGACAGUGACAGCAAUAGUGACAGUGGUAGUUCUGAUUCGGAGGAUGACUCUAGCAGUAGUGCAGAAGAUUCCGAGGAUUCCAACGCUCCGCUGAAGCGAACAGUGGUCAGGAGGUUGCCGUCUGUUAGCAGCAGGUUGCAAGGUACACCACUUAAAGCAACCGUUUCAGCGACGACCAGUUCAACUGCUUCGACGGUGGCAGCGGCGGCUGCUAAACCGGAGAACAAAAGCAAAUCGCAACUGAACCCGUACCUAUGUGCGGUCUGUCAGGGACCUCAGAACAAAAAUCAGCUGAACCAACCGGAACGCUUCAUUCGGUGUUCGAUUUGCCGGCGAAGAGCCCACCCGUCCUGCAUUUCAAUGUCGGCCAAGAUGUUCAAACGUGCUCUCGAGUACCCGUGGCAGUGCUCGGAGUGUAAAUCCUGCCAAAAGUGCCACCGUCGACAGAACGCCUCGCCAGCAGCAGCAGUGACGGACAGCAGCCGGAAAAUGGUGUUCUGCGACCAGUGCGACCGAGGCUUUCAUCUGAACUGCCUGGGGCUGCGUAACGUUCCCAAUGACCGAUGGCACUGCACGGUGUGCAUAAUAUGCAACCGCUGUGGCGCGCGAAGUCCGGAGGGGCAUCCGAAUCCGUACUUGACACCACAGCAGCGCGAUAAUCUGUCAAUGGUCGCCAGCUGGACGCACGAAUAUGCCAUCAAUGAGCUGACUCGAAUACGUGAGCACGUGGUGACGCUGUGUGUGCCUUGCGUGCGGCUACGAAAGCAACAGGAAGACGAACGGCGGCAAAGGUUACAGGAGUCGACCGAGCAGCAACCUCAAAUCGGUAACAACAACGCUAACAGCAGCGAUAGUGUUAUUCAUAGCAACAGCACUAGUGGUAGUAGUAAUAGUAGUAUUUCCGGCACUGGGAAAGAAGCAACUAUCGGUUGUAGCGGUAGUGCAAGUAGCAGUAAAACUAACAACAAAAGCACCAGCGGCAAUAACAACAACAAUAGUAUCGUUGUUGGAUCGACGACGACGAUGAAGGCACCGGUGAGGAUGGUUUCCGGUGCGCCAACGAAAACGCCUUCGAAAGCGGCAAAGGGGUGAGAGUAAUCAUGUUCCCGUUCUUUUUUUUAAUUUUAUUUUAAUAGUGAACAUUCAAAUCAUCGGUAAGAAUCUGAAGACGUUCGUUCUAGUUUUUCCUAUUUUUCGUGGUGGGCAGUUCGGAAACAGUUCGUUUAGUGUAAAUUUUAGAAUCGAAUCAUUUUGUACAAACAAAUAUUAUAAAUAGGUAAGAAGAGAAACGGAGAGUCGUUACGUUGUUUGUAGUUUUUUUUCUUGUUUUGUGCACUGCGAGAGCACCUUCUCUCAUCUAAGGUUUACUAUUCUUUUUUUGGUUGCGAUGAGGAAUUUGAAUAUCUGGAGUUAUGGUGCCAUCUGGUACAGUCCAAGAUUUUUGAAAAUAGCUCAUUUGGGCGGCAAAGUUUUUGACAUAUUUUAGGUAUGUUCAAUAAUAAAGUGGUUCAUAGAUAAUUUGUUCUUUUCAAAGUGUUUUCAGGAUUGUCAUCUUACACAUUGUGUUGUUCACCGAAAGGGAUUGAAAUUUUAUUUCACUGAAAGCAUUUACACCAAUACGUAGUCGGAAGUUUUUCGAUUAUCGUAUUAAACAUGCCAAUUUGUUUAGUAGAAACUGUAAGUUUUUACAGUUAUUGAAAACAAAAUUACGGACUUUAGCCCAAAGUAUGCUGUUUAACUAACUUUCGCUAGUAGAAAAUACGUUGUCAACCAGAUUUUGUUAACACACAACCAGAGCACAUGCGAACAUCUAUCACCCAACAGAUGAGUUCAAUUAUCACGUCGGGAGUGCUAUUCCUAAGAAUAGAGCGCAGCAAACUGAUGUACAGAACCCUUACCCGUAGGAUAAGAAUAAAGUUUUAGUUGCCGGAGAGCCGGAGAGAAAUUUAUUGUCUAUGGAAAUUGUACUAUCUAAUGGGAAAAAAUCUCAUCAAAUCUGUUUUUGUCGGUAAGUCCACACGAUUCAAACACACACAAGUAACUACUAUUGGCCACAAGCCACCUAUGUACAGAAUCGUACGGUAAACGAGCAAAAGGUUAAUUUUUAAUUUGUAGUUAAUACUACUUUUCAAAAGAGCAUGUACUGGUUUAAAAAUAGUAGCAGGAUGUUUAAGAGAGAAAGUAUGUUUUUUUCAUAUUUUAUGUAGGAAUGGGCGAACGUAUAUUCGGUCUAAUAUUUUAAUAUUGUAUAAUUGCAAAGAAAAACAUUAUUCUACGGUAAGUAUAUAUUGUUAACACUGACAAAAUAAUGUAAUAUAAACAAGGAUGUGCGCAUUGUAAAUAUAUCGUCGCAAAAGGAAAUUAAUACACUAGGUUAUAAAAUAAAGGAUACAAAAAAGCUAGUAAGCAUAAAAUGAAAGAAUACUACUUCUAACAAGUAUUAAACUCUUUUUUUUUCGGUGAGAGGCAGACUUUCGAACGCUACUUAGUGUGUAAAAAACGAUACUAUGAUGAGAAUGAGAGAAAAAAAGAAGCGUAAACAGAGAACGAACGAGCGAACAAAGCAGCAUUUUCGUAGCAAAAGGAAAAAUAGUCGUUAUUUUAGGAAACUUUUCUCUCUUUCGCUUCGCUCGGGAAAUCCUAGGAGGAGUUAUAAUUUCAUAAAUCAUAACCAACUGCUGGCUCCUAUAUCUAUCACUUUCUCACUCACGAGAUGAAUGAUAGGAAGCAAAACAAAACACACACACACACAAGACAACCAUAGCCUACUUAUCUACGUUUAGGAACAGCAGCAGCGCAAUCUGGGAGGUAAAAUAUUAUUUCGUAUUAUACUUUCGGAUUUUUUCUCUUAAUUAAUACAAAGGCGUAAGCGCAAAAGCGAUCUAGACAGAUUAAACAAAGGAAUAACAUUAAUAAAAAAGCAGUAGCUUGUAAUUUAUUAAA
Messenger RNA from Sabethes cyaneus, 8469 nucleotides. RefSeq names its product supporter of activation of yellow protein (gene e(y)3). The coding region runs from base 376 to 6618 and encodes 2080 amino acids. The record is from RefSeq and is a predicted model, not a curated record. Gene Ontology annotation, molecular function: histone H3K4 methyltransferase activity; histone binding; transcription coactivator activity. Lineage: Eukaryota; Metazoa; Arthropoda; Insecta; Diptera; Culicidae. The transcript has 11 exons. Gene Ontology annotation, biological process: positive regulation of transcription by RNA polymerase II. Gene Ontology annotation, cellular component: MLL3/4 complex.